Molecule: messenger RNA, 2027 nt
Organism: Onthophagus taurus
Lineage: Eukaryota; Metazoa; Arthropoda; Insecta; Coleoptera; Scarabaeidae
Product: venom protease
Biological process (GO): proteolysis
Molecular function (GO): serine-type endopeptidase activity
Source: RefSeq, a predicted model, not a curated record
UAAAUUGAGGAAGAGUACUUAUCUCAAAUGGUUUAAAUUAAAGGCAAUAUUAAAAUGGCGAAGUAAAAUUAAAGAUAAUAAUGCGGCCGGGAGAAGUUAUUUUGUCCUCUUGUUUUCUAGUAAUCCAAGUUGUUCUUGUGGUGCGAAGAGGAAAUUUUUAAAAGCGGCUUAACCGCACCUGUAUGUCUCGUUAGUAGGUGGUACGUAGGUUUUCAACUCGUUUUAAAACACCUAUUAUACUACGUGCCCGUAUACGUACGAUUACUAUUUAUUAUUAACGUAAGUAUUUAUAGUCAAAGAAAAUUCUUUGAGACCUCAAAUUUUAAUUAUUAUUAGUUUUCGUGAUAAUUUUAAAGAAAGCGGCCGUUUCCGAUAAAUUUUCAAUACAAAGUUUUGUAAACAGGUUGCGUUUAAGUUGGGGAAUGGUGCGAUAAAAAGCCACAUGCUAACGCGAAUGUGGGCGCAUGCUAAUUUGCUCGCCUAAUGGCAUGCAUAUGCAAGUUAGAUUGUACGUUUUCGAACUCUUGGCGCCAACUAGACUGAUUGUUUAUUUAUUUAUUUAUUUACUCAUUUAUUUAUCUCAAUAAUAAAAAUAUAUAUAAAUAUGUAUACUUAUUUCGUAUUUCGUAUAACACCCAACCCAAGCGAAACUUGAAAAGAGAAAUUGGCUUUCUCAUUCAUCCCACGCCAUUUUAUAAAAUUUUAUUCGACAAAACACUAAAAUAGAUAAAAAAUUAUCAUCCACUCCGGAAAUUCUUUCAUCCUGUUCAAAACUUAACUCCAAUUUUUUUUCAAAUUAGUAAUCGCGUUGCUUUAAAGCUACGAUGAAUAAACUAAUUUUCUUUAAUUUUUUAUUAAUUUCUUUAUUUAGACACUUAAACUAUUCAAAAUGUAUGAAACCGAAAAUCUCUUUGCAACGAUACAAACGCUACAUAGGAUUGAGCAGAAGCUUUAAGUUGAAUCGAAGAUACCAAGAAUGCGUUGGACCCGGCGAUAUACAAGGCCAUUGCAAACACGCUAUUUAUUGUCAAACAGACGUUACGGCCAUGUCCAAAAACGUCUUAGAUUAUCUUUGCGUAAUCGCUAAAACACAUAUUGGGGUCUGUUGCCCAGAUGAUAUUCUUUUAGCAACUGCUCAAGGUUCCUUAGUCAUAAAAGAUUUGCCAGCAUCGGGAACUGAUUAUGAUGACGAUGAUAAAAAUUCAGGUUGCGGAUUACCAUCAAUGGCGGGAUCCACAUCAAAAUCACCCCAAACUUUAAAACGUUGGCCUUGGAUUGCUGUUUUAUACGAACAACAUAAACCAGAAGAACAAUUCUGCGGUGGUGCGUUGAUAACUGAUAAACACAUCUUAACAGCCGCCCACUGUUUCAUUAAUAUUCGCAAAGAAAACAUUCGUGUUCGAUUAGGAGAAUACGAUUUUUUGAGACGAAACGAAACGCGUUCGAAAGAUUUCCUCAUCUCAUCGUUAAUUACCCACGAGGAAUUUAACUCGGCCAGCUUUGAAAACGACUUGGCGAUUGUGAGACUACAAAAACCAACCACUUUCAACUCGUAUAUUUGGCCAAUUUGUCUGCCUCCGAUAAAUAGAUCGUUUGAAAACGAAACAGUUGCUGUGGCAGGAUGGGGCCAAGUUUAUUAUGGGGGCCCAACGAGCGAAACCCUUUUAGAGAUUUCUGUCCCAGUUUGGCCUCAACAAAAAUGCAUCGAUUCUUAUGCACAAAGGAUUACGGAAAAUAAUAUGUGUGCCGCUGGAUAUGAUGGCGAUCUGGAUUCGUGCAAAGGCGAUUCCGGGAGUCCUUUGCUAUACCAAUUAGAGAAUGGGAGAUGGGUUGCUAUUGGGAUUGUUUCUUGGGGAAUUGGAUGCGGAUUAAAAACCAAUCCUGGAGUUUAUACGAGAGUUAAUAAAUAUUUACCUUGGAUUUUAACGCAUACUCUUACAAACUAAACAUUAUGCAACAAAAAUCGCUUUUGAUUAUGCCAUAACAUUUUUGUAUGCAUUUUAAUUAAUAUAUUAUUAUGAAGUAAA